GUGCCGAGCAGCAGUAUGAUGUGUUUGCAAGCAACGCCGCUGCCCUCCAGUUUGCUAUUUGGCCUUGCUCCACAGUCUGUAUGGUCUUUGCUGGCAGUCCCAGCCCAACGCAUCUUUCCGCAACCCAACGUGUGGCCUUCUAGAAAGACGAUGGGCUGUCCUGCAUGGCUAUGUCUCCAGCUCAUCCCCUACCCUUGCACUUGCACAGGACCCCGUCCCUUGGUCCCCACCGCCUUAGCCCACGACGACGACGCCCAAGUUGUUGCACGUUGGGCCAACCCUAAAAAACCAUUAGGUUCGCUCUCAACACCAAGCAACCACGCCUCUCUCGCCGUACUUUUCUCAUUAGUAUAUUGUAGUCGCAUCUUCUUCGGCUCGGAAAGCAGAGACUUUGCCCUUUUCCGAUAAACCUUGCAACCUUCGCUCGACCCUUCUCGAAAGGCUUCCGUUAUCUCGUUUCUCGUCCCGCGUACCGCUUGCUAGCGUCCCCGAGAAGCCUCUCAGUCUCACACCCAUUCCGCCAGCCGCAUCCUCGCCGAUACAAGCAAGGCAAACACUAGGAGGGAAACAAAAGAAAAGAGACAGCCACCCCUGUCGAUCUCACACCAGGGUAAAGAGAGAGAAAAUUCCUGCAGGGGCCAACAGAGUGCUUCAGGGGGUAGACUGACCGCCUUGGAUAGACCGCAAAAUCGCCCCAGCAGAUACAGCAAAAAUCAAGCCCAGACAGCUAAAAAGCCACGCGAGAUCCCUGCAAACAGGCGGCGGGC
Messenger RNA from Trichoderma asperellum CBS 433.97, 767 nucleotides. The record is from RefSeq and is a predicted model, not a curated record. NCBI's taxonomy places the organism in Eukaryota, Fungi, Ascomycota, Sordariomycetes, Hypocreales, Hypocreaceae.